CCCCCCAGCCCCGGCUUUAGGGAUGGUGGCAGAGGGCUGCAGGCUCGGGGGGGUCCUCGGUGAGUAGCUGCCCCGUGAGGCGGAUUUCCACCUUGGGGUUUGGAUGCGGACGCAGAGAGAAGAUGGCGGCGGUGUUUAAAAUGGUGCUCUUCUUCCUCCUCUUCAUCAUGCAGGCCUGGGCACGACGUGGUCAAUCGGAGGUGGUCGGGGUUGUUCGUGGGGUGGCAUUGCUCAGCCCCAGCUGGCAAAACCAGACCUCCUACCACCGAAUCCACUGGCGGCGCAACAACUCUGUGAAGAUCGCCAGCCGGGACGGCAGGAUGAAGGUGCAGUACCCCAGCAGCACCUACAAGGGACGCCUGGAACUCUUCCUCAACAACACCCUAAAAAUCAGCUACCUGCAGAAAAAUGACAGCAGCACGUACCAGGUGUACCUGGAGGACGAGGUGGGCAAGGAGCACAUUGAGGACAUCCUCCUGACGGUCUAUGAUCUGGUCCCGAAACCCACUGUGAAUGCCAAAGUGAUCGGGGGUGACCCGGCGUGGUGCAAAGCUACCCUGGAGUGCUCGGUGGGGCUCGAAGGGGUGACCUACGAGUGGAUCCCCCCCAGCAAGGUCGUGCUGGAGGGUACGGGUGCCUCUAAGCAGCAUGUCUCCUUUGACCCCUGGAUAGAAACCUACAUCUGCAAAGUCAGCAACCCUGUCUCCUCCAACAACGCCUCGCUGACCUACAGGCCCCCCUGCUCCUGGACAGGUGAGUCCUCCUCUGCUGCAUCCUGCACCACCAGUGGCGUGCUGGUGGCCCUGGGACACCUCCUCCUCUUCGUCCUCGCUCUGGCUUAAGGACGCUCUGCAGCUGACAUGUCUCCUCGUCUCACCACCCCCUGCCACGGGACCAGCGCCUGGAUGAGGCCCUCAAACUGGCUGGAUGCAGAAGGAUGCGGUUGCUCAAAGGAACCUUUACAACCAGUGCCCGUUACACCAGCACCCGCCCAGUCUCAUCCACAGCUGCAUGCUUCCUGCCAGCCCAGGCUCUGGCUCCUCUGCUGCUGCCUUCAGGGUAGCUCCAUACCUCAGUUUUCAGGGCUCCUCGUGGAUGUGGGGGGGUCCUCCGGCUGUCGGCGAUGCCCCUUAUGGGACUGACAACCAGUGUGACAGUGCAUGACGCGUUUAGCCUGAAACUGGUAACACCAGCAUGGGUGCAGCUGGGUGCUGCCCAACCUCCAGCUCUGGAGCACCAGAGCAUCUCGAGGGGGCAGAGCUAAGGUGGCACCUUUUGGCUUUCUCUGCAAGGGAGGGUUCGGCAGGGCGAGUACAGUCUCUGCCUUCAGGAAUGUCUGUCUGUGUAUGCAUUAAAUCAAUUUUAACCUUAAA
Messenger RNA from Gymnogyps californianus (California condor), 1373 nucleotides. It is a transcript of the gene CD48, whose product is annotated as CD48 molecule. Gene Ontology annotation, biological process: T cell activation. The record is from RefSeq and is a predicted model, not a curated record. Lineage: Eukaryota; Metazoa; Chordata; Aves; Accipitriformes; Cathartidae. Gene Ontology annotation, cellular component: external side of plasma membrane. The coding region runs from base 123 to 842 and encodes 239 amino acids. The transcript has 4 exons.